CUUGCAACCGUUGGUGAUGUCUCCUCAAGUUCAGCUCUUUUUGCUGCUGCUCGUCUGCGUGACUUUACCCGUGUAUGGCGUGGAAAAGGUGAGAAGUAGAGGAUACCGAAAGGAUCCUGACGCUGACAAGUAUGGCAGCUGCAUGCAAGGUCCAGCAGGAACACCCGGGAGAGAUGGUAACCCCGGCGCAAAUGGCAUCCCGGGGACACCGGGCAUUCCUGGACGUGACGGCCUCAAGGGUGAGAAGGGAGAAUGUGUCAAUGAGAUCUUCGAAGAACCCUGGAGGCCCAACUACAAGCAGUGUGCCUGGAACUCCUUGAAUUAUGGGAUCGACUUGGGAAAAAUUGCAGACUGUACGUUCACCAAGCUGAGAACAGACAGCGCCCUGAGAGUUCUUUUCAGUGGCUCCCUCAGACUCAAGUGCAAGAACGCAUGUUGCCAGCGGUGGUACUUCACCUUCAAUGGAGCAGAGUGCACAGCACCACUUCCCAUAGAGUCCAUCAUAUAUUUGGACCAGGGCAGUCCAGAGCUCAACUCCACCAUCAAUAUCCACAGAACAUCUUCAGUGGAAGGACUGUGUGAGGGUGUCAAAGCAGGGUUGGUGGACGUGGCCGUAUGGGUGGGGACCUGCGCUGACUAUCCCCGUGGCGAUGCAUCCACGGGAUGGAAUUCAGUUUCCAGGAUUAUCAUCGAAGAGCUUCCAAAAUGAAAAUAGUUACAUAAGAUGAAUGACGUCAGCUUUAAGUACUAUGUUAUCUGGUUUUCAAAAAUAAGCAGGUACGGUUUACUGAGGCCUCACAACAUCACUGAUAAGAACUUCAAUGUUUUGCUGACAGAAUUUACAAUUUGACUGGCCAGUUUCUUUACCAGGAAAAAAUAUUUUUUUAAAAAUCUGUACUGUACUGUACUGUUAACUUUCCACUUGCUGGUGCUGUCGGCAGUAAUUGCCAACAUGUAAACAUGUCCUGUUUUUUUUUUUUUUUUUUACAUGAAUUUUUACUGUUUAAUAAAGCAAUUUUUUUUUUUUAACUUUUCAUGUUUUUUUCCCUUCUAUGUUUCUGACCCCCCUCCCCAAUAUAUAUGUAUAUAUGAACCAAAGGUAGGACUAAUUGGGGAGAUAUGAAGAUUGUUGCUUGCAAAAAUAGAACAAAAAAAGACGGACCUCAAUAAAUUUAAAAUCUGAUGUUGACAGUUUGUUCCUCUUCCUGUUUAUCCAGUUGUUUUUUUUUCUAAAUACGCAUUAGAAUUUAUUAGACAACACAAGGAAGUGUGCAGUUCUGAGUUUAUAAAAAUUAAACAAAAAAAAAACAUCUUUGUUGCCAGCA
This is a messenger RNA of Corythoichthys intestinalis (scribbled pipefish), 1325 nucleotides long. It is a transcript of the gene cthrc1b, whose product is annotated as collagen triple helix repeat containing 1b. The transcript has 4 exons. The record is from RefSeq and is a predicted model, not a curated record. Bases 17 to 709 code for a protein of 230 amino acids. Lineage: Eukaryota; Metazoa; Chordata; Actinopteri; Syngnathiformes; Syngnathidae.